Darwinula stevensoni is the source of this 997-nucleotide messenger RNA. Lineage: Eukaryota; Metazoa; Arthropoda; Ostracoda; Podocopida; Darwinulidae. The record is from the annotation of a GenBank genome assembly.
AUGUCUGCAUUGAGGUUGCACGGAUGCGAGCUGCAAGAGAAUUGCAGCAGCCGUGAAGAAUGGGACGGAAGCCUGGCGUCCACGCCGAUCGCAUUUCUACACGAGCGAUGUCUGUGGGAGCGAAUUCUGCAACGUUUCCGGCGCUCCAGCGUCUGCCAUCCCGAUCAUCAGCUGAUCAACCACCAUGACACAUGGAAAUGGCGUUUGGGCCAGGAUGCGGGUGAUCUACUCCGUAAUAUAGAAUCGGAGCUUCAUAGCCUUCAGAGGCGACGAGACAAUGAACUGCUGCAUCUGGCUGCACAGCUAUAUUGGCUUGAGAGUCGGCUGCGUAAGGAACAGCUGAGGCUCAAGUCCGCUCUGCAGGAGAAGGAUCGCGUGAUUCACCAGCAACACCGCUCCAUCCAUCGCCUCCUCGUCCUUCAUAACAAAUACUUUGCACAGUGCAAGGAGGACGCCCUCGAUGAUGACGACAGUGCCGUGAUCAUGGAGGAAGAGCAGUCGUGCUGUCACACGGCCAACCACCAGCGUUUGAUGAGGAGCGUGUCCGACGCCCUGGAGUGUGCCUGCAUUCACAGGCGCCGUCAGAAGCAGAGACAGGGAUCGGAGAGAGAGUGGCGGGGUUCACGGACCCCCUCCGACGCUUUUCUGACCGUCACAUCCAAAUCGAAGUCAGUGGAGAACUUGGAUGUGUGCCACAGGGAAGGGUUAUGGGACAGCCGAGGGAUGACAAUGACGACCACGCAUGCCCUCAGCCGAGUGGAUAAUACCCAUCGGAAUGUGACCAAGCCCAAAGAUGUGAAACGGAAGCGCAUGAAUAAGAUGAAAUCCCGCUCUCUCGAGGAGAUCCGCAUCAAACUCCGAGACUGGGUUGUUCGAAAAACUCCGUCCAAGUCGUGAUCUUUCCAUGUAGUUUUCCUCAUCCCCUGUGUCGUAAUCAGGAAGGGCGUCCUUCCAUUACUGUGAUUUCAGAAGCUUGCCUGUGGUUUUUAAAUGUCGG